Molecule: messenger RNA, 1128 nt
Organism: Rhipicephalus microplus (southern cattle tick)
Lineage: Eukaryota; Metazoa; Arthropoda; Arachnida; Ixodida; Ixodidae
Product: palmitoyltransferase ZDHHC2-like
Molecular function (GO): palmitoyltransferase activity
Source: RefSeq, a predicted model, not a curated record
AUGCCCCGAGGUCCAACGCGUUGGGUCGACCCGUUCUUCGAGUGGCUGCCCGUCGUAGGCGUCGUUAUGCUGUUGAGCUGGACGUACUACGUCUACAUGAGCGUCCUCUGCGGCAGUAUGAUCGAGGACCUCGCUUGGCGUGCUCAACUGGCGGUCGUCUUUCACGUGUUGUUCUUGCUUUGCCUCUGGUCCUUCAUCUACACCAUUCUGGCCGGCCCACUGCAGAUUCCCGUCUACUUCAGCCUCAGCGAUAACGAAAGAGAACGGCUCGACGCGACCAAGGGUUUCGACGAGCGUCGGCAGUACCUGGAAGGGCUGGGCAACAGGCGGGGAGUGCUGACGCUGGGCAUAGACGGCUGCGUCCGAUACUGCGCCAUAUGCCAGCGCAUCAAACCCGACCGAUGCCACCAUUGCUCUUGGUGCAGGAGGUGCGUCCCAAAGAUGGACCACCACUGCCCGUGGUUGAACAACUGCGUCUCCUUCACGAGCCAGAAGUCGUUCCUGUUGACCACGGCGUACGCGUGCCUGCUGGCCGCUUUCUCGGCGAUCACCUCCGUUGUACACGCCGUCUACUCGUGGUUCAACCCGGGCUUCUCCUUUGCCACAAUCAACGUCAGCGCUCUCGUCGUUGGCGGUAUUUACUUGUCGCUCGGCAUCGGCAGCUUCUUCUACCUUCACCUUGACAACACGUUCCGCAACGUCACCACGCUCGAAAAGAUGCGCGCGACGGUGUUCAGGGAGGCUGGCGAUUCGUUCGACUUGGGCCGCCAGAAGAACCUGCAGCAGGUAUUCGGGCAGUCGAAGCCCCUGUGGCUGCUGCCGUUGUUCACUAGCCUCGGGGAUGGCACUCGCUUCCCCACGAAGUUGCACCCGGACCCCGACCGCCUUCAGCUACCAUUGGCUCUCGCAACGAAGGACGGGCUCGCAGGAACUCCAGGCGCCCAGCGCACGUGCCGCACGGGUAGCCCACGCAUCGUGCGAACUCCCGAUCAGCAGGCAGCGUGCGAAGAACAGCGCCGACAGCCGCUCCAGGCCCUGCUGCGUGACGAAAGCCUGCUGCGUGAUGAAAGCGGGCGAUGGUUCGGUGGGCACGGGGAUGCAGCAGAGGCUAUUGGUGCUCUGGUCUGA